Necator americanus (New World hookworm) is the source of this 2157-nucleotide messenger RNA. RefSeq lists its product as uncharacterized. The transcript has 20 exons. Gene Ontology annotation, molecular function: mRNA binding. Gene Ontology annotation, biological process: deadenylation-independent decapping of nuclear-transcribed mRNA; RNA splicing; P-body assembly. The record is from RefSeq and is a predicted model, not a curated record. The coding region runs from base 1 to 2157 and encodes 718 amino acids. Gene Ontology annotation, cellular component: P-body; precatalytic spliceosome. Lineage: Eukaryota; Metazoa; Nematoda; Chromadorea; Rhabditida; Ancylostomatidae.
AUGGCUCGCAGUCGAAGCAGGAGUCGGGAGCGUCGUCGGCGUUCGCGUUCUCGUUCUGGAGAAAGGAAGCCCCGUGACCGAAGUCGAGAGCGAGACAGAGAUCGUGAGGAUCGGGGAAAAAGACGUUACAGCAGAGAAAGAAGAAGCAGGAGCAGAAGUCCUUAUGAAAGACGACGUAGUCGAAGCAGAGAUCGGCGAGGCAGGGAUCGUGACGAUGGCAGGCGAGGUAGAGACAGUCGCAGUCCUCAUGACCGGAAAAGACGCGAUGACAGGAGAGCACAAGCACCAAUCUCUCUUGAUCAGAUAGCGAAUUGUGAACAGGACGUUUCAGCUUUGAUGGGUUUUGAAGGUUUCAACACCACAAAGAACAGAAAGGUGGCAGGCAAUUACGAAGGUGCCGUGAAGAUCAACAAGCCUCGUCGUUACCGUCAGUACAUGAACAGAAAGGGGAGCGUAAUCUCCGUAGAUUGUGGAGAAUUUGGUUAUUAUCAGGGACGUCUUAUUUCCCUGGAUGCUGAAUCAAAGGACAUUGUGCUGGCAUCCGCUUUCAAGGAGGGGAUCCCUUUGGGCAAAAAUUUAACAUUGAACGGCUCACAGAUCGUAAGCUUGAAAGUCUUGAAACCUGCUCAACCAUCUGAAGAUCAACAAACGGCUUCCACUUCUGACACUCAACUAGAGAAGAAAGAACGUUCAAAAAAGGCAAACGGAACAGAGCAAAAUGGUGUUGUACACAGAAGCAAAAGCACUAUUGAAUUUACCACUGAAGGAAAUACGAAUAAUGAGCACAAAAGAAGCGGUAGACAAGCACGUCCACUAGCUGCAGUUCAAAAUAAAUCACGGAACGCGCCGGUUCUCAGAAAAACAAGUUCAAUUAGUUCUACUAGCGAAGAUGGGCAAUGUGUGCCAGUUGUGGAUCGCAUACCAAAAGAAAGAACAAGGAAUCGAAAAAUUCGUAGAUCGGAGUCUGAACAUACUCAUAGCCAAGCUUUAUGUUUAUCUGAAACUCCUCAGUUUCGUCGCUUUGGUCCGCAAGUUCCUCUCCCCAGAGAAGUCUUAGCUGCAAAAGUGAAAAGUAGAGGAAAACCCAAAGGACCUAGUGGUGAUCCAUUGUUGGAUUCGCGAAAGCUGCGUGGAAAAAUAGCGAAUGGGAACGAUGAACUGGUCAAACCGAUCGAUUUCGAUUUGUUAAAUACAGAUUUUGACUUUGCAGCCAAUCUGGAACAGUUUAAACGUGAGGAUGUGGAUGAUGAGUACUAUCAAACUAUGGAGAAACCGAAAAUGUCCCAAAAUUUUGCUCAUUAUGAGAACAUUGUCGAUGAUCCUACAAGAUGUACGUCAUGGACUAACGUGCUUGGUACGAAUAAAAUAGUUGCAGGUUCAGCGCGUUUCAGUGCCAGCAGUAAAUCUCCAUCAGAAAGACGAUCUCCUCCAGUUCGAUCCAUUUCUUUUUGUCCAAGCGGCUAUGAGACAACCUACGAUGGCUUUCCUCUUCCCAUACUCGAUGCUGCCCUCAAGAAGAAAUAUUUGCAGGAAUGCUGUUCAACUAUGGGUUCUGAUGUAUAUUUUCAUUUAGUUGCCGAUAGGUUAAUUAUGUGGCUAAUAGAUGUAGUAGGAAGGAAUGACAUGUUGCUUGAAAACGUGAUCGUUUUGGCUUCGGCGACUAGUCCAUUACGUCUUAUCGAUCGUUUUCUGUCUCAUCUAGAAAAUAGAGGCUGCUCAACCACCGUCUACGGCAAGUUUCCAAGUCUGGACUUUGGUUCGGUCACUAUUGUAGACCAUGUUUCAGCACUGCCAACAACUUCAAAAGUAGUUGUUGUUCUAGCCGACGAUUUGACAGCUGAAGCGCAGACAUGGCUUUCUAAACAGAAAAGUGCGCACAUAAUUUCUCUUGAAUGCGUCCCAAGCCUGAUAGACCAUCAAAAACUUCACAUUCUCAUGUUGGGAGUUUUAACAUCUGGACUUUAUUCUUCUUCUGCAAGUGCUCAACCACAACUGGGAAAAACGAGUUUUGCCCAAUUAUGUGCUGCCAUCAAGUCCAGCAAAUUCAUUGAUUCUGCUGUAUGCGAUGUCGGUGCGCCAUUUUCUUGGAUUGCUGAGGAUGGGAAAGCAAACCUUCAACAAGCUUUUUCAACUACCUUGAUACGGCGUCUCUGUUAA